UUGAUGCAAUCUAUUGGGUUUCCUACUUCCUAAGCCGGGAUUGAAGAUUCACUACUUUUAUCAAUGGCUGGCAUGCAAAGGAAUAACCUUUGCGAAGGAAAAGCUCCCCCAAGCCAUACCUUUCUUCUUUAUUGUGAUUAUUACUUACUUUCUUACCAAGCUUAGAACCCUCCUGCAUUUUCGUAUAUAAGAUUGGUUCAAUGCAAAUGGUGAUAGAGACAUUGUUUUUUACAUCAACAACAAAUACUAUAUUCAACCAUGCCGAUAUAUGAAUCCUCAGAGUCUGACAAUGAGACCACCCCACGGGUAAAGCUCUUUGGACAUGAAAGGCCCAUGCAUGCCAUUCUUGGAGGAGGAAAAGUUGCUGAUGUAUUACUGUGGAGGAACAAAAAGGUAUCAGCCGCAUUAUUAAUUGGAGUAACAGCGAUAUGGUUUCUUUUCGAGGUGGCUGAGUACAAUUUCGUGACCCUCUUCUGUCACAUCUCCAUCACCACGAUGCUUAUGAUCUUCAUGUGGAGCAUGUCUGCAGAAUAUCUUGGAUGGAAUCGUCCAAAGAUCCCUGAGUUGUUAUCGAAUGAACAUGCCUUCAGAGAAGUUGUUUCCAGCUUCCAUUGGAGGUUCAAUCAGUUCUUGCAAAAGUUCCUCCACAUUGCUGGUGGAAAUGAACCUGUGAACUUCUUUUUGGUAAUUAUUUCUCUGUACAUUAUAUCUGUGAUCGGAUCUUAUUUCGACUUCGUGAAUCUCCUAUUCAUUGGUUUUCUCUGCAUGGAAACGCUGCCAUAUCUGUACACACAUUACGAGAGUGAAGUUGAUUAUCAUGCUGGGCAAAUGACCCGAAAGGUGAGCAAAAUGUACAGAAGCUUUGAUUCAAGAGUUCUUAACAAAAUACCCAGAGGACCAGUAAAGGAAAAGAAGCACACGUAAAAAAGUUAAUAGCGUGCAAAAUUGGAUUCCCGCUUUGUUUCCAUUGCGGAUGUACAUUUUCAUACACGUGUAAAAACCUACAAAGUCCAUGUUGUAUUGUUAAAAUUCUUACCAUAUAACAGAAGCUAAUGAAAUAUGCUUGAUGGGUGAUCUAAUCAAACAGAUUUACAUUGACAAUA
Messenger RNA from Durio zibethinus, 1103 nucleotides. RefSeq names its product reticulon-like protein B9. Gene Ontology annotation, biological process: response to bacterium. NCBI's taxonomy places the organism in Eukaryota, Viridiplantae, Streptophyta, Magnoliopsida, Malvales, Malvaceae. The record is from RefSeq and is a predicted model, not a curated record.